This is a messenger RNA of Verticillium nonalfalfae, 849 nucleotides long. RefSeq lists its product as uncharacterized. NCBI's taxonomy places the organism in Eukaryota, Fungi, Ascomycota, Sordariomycetes, Glomerellales, Plectosphaerellaceae. Bases 1 to 849 code for a protein of 282 amino acids. The record is from RefSeq and is a predicted model, not a curated record. The transcript has 4 exons.
AUGGAGCAAGAGGCCUUCUUUCAGUAUACGCCGGCCACGAUGCCGAACGAUUACCAGGCAGAUCGAUAUGUUUGGAGUGACAUUGUCCCCUCUGGUUUCCCUACCUCUCACUCUAUGAUGGCGCCCUACGCUGCAGCGCCCUUGGACAUACCUUACUUCCGCUCCCAGGUCCAUGGCCCCUAUGAUCGGUAUGGCCGGCCUACAGACCCUAUGGCUAUGCCCUGGCCAGACCUUCCGCAGCCUCUCCCCCCAAUGGCACCUCCGAUUCCUGAACAGCACACCGAAGGCCACCAGCGCCAACGACAGACUACUUUGCCAGACCCUGCGAGAAAGAAAACCAUCUCCUACAUCAAGCCCAGCAAUGGAGAUGAUGUCGUCUUCCAUACCCCGGUUGAUGUCAUGAUGAGGGCCCUCCAGAAGAAGGACGACGUCGCCAGCAGCUCUUCCAAGGCCGGCGCCUACAGCGUCAAGUCCGAACCAUCGACGCCUCAAGCGCCUUCCACGUGUAGUCAGGAUGUCACCUACGACGAAAAGAAGUACAGCAAGAUAAAGCCAUUCGUAUGCAAGCUUGACGACUGCAACAAGUGCUUCACGACCCGAGGCAACCUAAAGAACCAUCAAAACAAGUACCACAAGCAAACCAUUACCACAAUUGCAGACUGGAUCACCUCUCUUACGGACGUGAACGCACUCUCCCACACCGAUCGCGAGCUUCUGUCGUACUUUGAGAACAUCUACAAGAAUAGCAACAAGGGCAUCAAAGGCCGCGGCCGAGACCGCCAGGUCAGCGAGGUCCGGGGCAAGACGAAGAAGCUCCCCCGGAAGUUGCUCCCGUCCCUAGGUAUCUGA